Molecule: messenger RNA, 3620 nt
Organism: Anarrhichthys ocellatus (wolf-eel)
Lineage: Eukaryota; Metazoa; Chordata; Actinopteri; Perciformes; Anarhichadidae
Gene: adamts17
Product: ADAM metallopeptidase with thrombospondin type 1 motif, 17
Exons: 21
Coding region: 104-3307 (1067 amino acids)
Biological process (GO): proteolysis; extracellular matrix organization
Cellular component (GO): extracellular matrix
Molecular function (GO): metalloendopeptidase activity
Source: RefSeq, a predicted model, not a curated record
CUGAAAGUUGUCCAACAUUAGGAAAAAGUGCGCCGUCCCCCCGGUCCCCUGUCCUUCAAACCAGCCAACUCUUACAGGGGUUUCUACCUUGCUUUACGUUAUCAUGCACAUCAGCCACGUUACUCAUGUGCUCCUCUUUCUUCUUUGCAUCGGAUUGAGUGCCCAGUCUGAUCUGCAGACGGAUGAAGUGGUUCCUAGGCUGCUGUCCGGUCAGGAGGCGCACCUGUCCUCCGGCCGCUCUGUCCGCCGCGGGCAGCGCUCACUGAACGCCGCGGGGAGAGGACUCUCCGACCCGGACAACAUACUUCUUUCACUGCCUGCAUUCGGAAGGAGCCUGCAUUUAAACCUGACGUGGGACAGUACGUUUGUCUCGGGGGACUUCGUGGUGGAGGAGAGGCUCGGGGACCAGAGCGCCGUGGUCAGCCGCCUAUCAAAGAAGCAUCUCUGCUUCUACUCCGGCUCCGUCAUCAACCACACGGGUUCUGUGGCGUCAGUGAGCACGUGCGGUGGCCUGACUGGGCUCAUCCAGAUCGGGGAGGACAUUCUAUUCAUUCAGCCAGUGGGUGAAAAUGGCCCCUCCCAGUCAUUCUCGGGACUAAAACACCGGCUGCUGCGACACAGACGCUGUACCAAGACCAGCUCUGCUGUACAAGGGAAGAAGAAGGAAAAGAUGUCAAAAGUGGGGGAAGAGGGUCGCGGGAAGAGAAACAUUAUUCACCUGCAGGAAACAUACACUGUGGAGACAGUGGUGGUAGCAGACUCGGACAUGGUGCAGUACCACGGUGCUGAGGCGGCACAGAGGUUCUUGCUGACAGUCAUGAACAUGGUCUGCAACAUGUUCCACCACCAGAGUCUGGGAGUCAGGAUCAACAUUCGUGUCACCAAGCUGGUGAUACUUCACAGCCGCCCAGAAAAGCUAAAGGUGGGCCAUCAUGGAGAAAGGUAUCUGGAGAGCUUCUGUCAUUGGCAGUAUCAAGAAUUUGGCAGGCUGCGCUACCUUGGCACCAACCAUUUCCCUGGUGGAUGGGAAGACAUCCCACCAGUGGACACUGCUGUGCUAGUCACCAGGUAUGUAGCCAGUACUUCCUCUAUCGAAUCUUUACUACUCUUUGACGCAGUGUCUGUAUAUCCAUGUCUUGUCUUUAGCAUGGGAAUGAGCCAUGAUGACGACCAUGCCACCUGCACUGGUCACUCCCACAUCAUGUCUGGUGAAUGGGUUAAAGGAAGAAACCCCAGUGACCUGUCCUGGUCCUCUUGCAGCCGCACCGACUUGGAGAACUUCCUAAGGUCCAAAGCCAGUGCAUGCCUACUGCACACAGACCCCAGGAGCCGUUACCAGAUCCGCCUUCCUCCCAAGCUGCCAGGCAUGCACUACAGUGUGGAUGGACAGUGCCAGAUCCUGUUUGGAACCAAUGCCAGUUUUUGCAGUGAUAUGGAGCACCUGAUGUGCGCUGGCCUGUGGUGUUUAGUGGAGGGAGAUGCAGCCUGCAAGACCAAACUGGAUCCUCCUCUGGAUGGAACAGAGUGUGGUGCAGAUAAAUGGUGCAGGGCAGGCAAGUGUGUGAGUAAGACUCCCAUCCCUCAACAUGUGGAUGGAGACUGGAGUCCAUGGAGCCAGUGGAGCAUGUGCAGCAGGACCUGUGGUACUGGAGUCCAUUUCAGACAGAGGAAAUGUGACAACCCUCCGCCUGGUCCUGGUGGGCGACACUGUCCGAAGGCCAAUGUGGAGCACAAGGCCUGUGAACGUCCUCCAUGUCCCAAGGAGGCAACGAGCUUCAGAGACCUGCAGUGUUUGUCCUACGACCGACACGCCAGCAAGAAGAAGGGCAGCUUGCUGACUGCUAUUAUUAAUGAUGAGAAGCCGUGUGUGUUAUUUUGCAGCCCUGUGGGUCGAGAUGUCCCGGUCCUGAUGGCUGACAGAGUGAUGGAUGGGACGCCCUGUGGACCAUAUGAGGCUGACCUGUGUGUUAACGGAAGGUGUCAGAAAAUUGGCUGUGACGGCAUCAUCGGAACUUCAGCCAAAGAGGACCGCUGUGGUUUAUGUAACGGAGAUGGGCGCUCCUGUAAGAUAGUGAAAGGAAACUUCAGCCACACCAAAGGAAUGGGGUACAUCGAAGCUGUGAUUAUUCCUGCAGGAGCCAGUAGGAUAAAAGUUGUGGAGGACAAACCCUCACACAGCUUUCUAGCUCUGAAAGACUCCAGCAAGAGGUCCAUCAACAGCGACUGGAAGAUCGAGCUUCCAGGAGAGUUUGAGCUGGCUGGAACCACGGUACGCUAUGUUAGAAGGGGACUGUGGGAGAAGAUGUCUGCCAAGGGACCCACUAAGACACCCUUGCACUUGAUGGUGCUGCUCUUUCAUGACCAGAGCUAUGGGAUCCACUAUGAGUACACAGUGUCUCUGAACACAACUCAGCACAGUGACGAGCAUCUCUACAUCUGGACACACAGCAGCUGGCAGGACUGUACUGUCAAAUGUGGAGGAGGUGAGAGGAGGACAGUUGUUUCCUGUAUGAGAAUAGCCAAUAAAACCAUGGAGGUGGUCAACGAUAGCUAUUGUCAUCCUGAGAAUCGACCACUUCCCCAAGUACGACUCUGCAACUCUCACCCCUGCCAGUACUGGUGGUUGACGGGAGAGUGGGGAUCCUGCUCCAUCUCAUGUGGUAAAGGCCUUCAGCAAAGGGAGGUGGUUUGUGUUUACCAUCUACAGAAUGGCUCACUCAUCCACACCAGAGACCCAUAUUGCCAAGGAGGAAAACCUCCUGUCCUGCAGUACUGUGAAGGCCACCUCUGCCUCACUGUAUGGGAGGCUUCAGAGUGGUCCAAGUGUUCAUCAGACUGUGGUCAAGGUGUUCACAAACGGACUGUGUCGUGUACAAACCCUCAGGGUGUAUGUGAUCCUCUUUCCCAGCCCAUUCAAGAGGAGCCCUGUGAGGACCAUUCCAAAUGUUACGAAUGGAAGACUGGAGACUGGUCCAAGUGCUCGUCAUCCUGUGGGAAGGGCCUGCAGUCGCGAGUGGUCCAGUGUAUGCACAAACUGACUGGUCGGCAUGGUAAUGACUGCUCAGUGAUGCUUAGACCACCCACCUACCGACCCUGUCACCAUGGUACCUGCAAUGACAAAGUCAAUGUGAACACCAUCACCUCCCCCAGGCUAGCUGCUCUGACCUACAAAUGCAUGGGGGACCAGUGGACAGUGUACUGUCGUGUGAUCCGAGACAAGAACCUCUGUCAGGACAUGAGGUGGUACCAGCGGUGCUGUGAAACCUGUAGGGACUUUUAUGCCAAGAAAAUGCUGAACAAAAGCUAAUGACCAAAUGCACCCACUUUUCCUCCACAUAACAUUCCUUUUUGUAAAUGUUUUAAUAUUGUUAGAUAUUAAGUAAAAACAAUUAGUGGAAAACAAUUUCUUAAUUGAUGGAACUUUUUGUAUUUCAAAAAGGAAAAGUACAUUUAAAAUGGAACUUUAUGCUCCUCGAUUUGAUGAAGAAAAGAAAAAAACCGGGGCCUUUAAAAUGCCAAUCCAGACGAGUUAUUGCACAUAAUGAUUGAAUGAGUCUUUACAAACAAAAUGUUAUUGCACUUUUGUUCAUAUAGCAGUACUCUUAAAAUAAAAGUGCGCA